This is a messenger RNA of Exophiala oligosperma, 1937 nucleotides long. RefSeq lists its product as uncharacterized. Gene Ontology annotation, cellular component: cytosol; Golgi cisterna; trans-Golgi network. NCBI's taxonomy places the organism in Eukaryota, Fungi, Ascomycota, Eurotiomycetes, Chaetothyriales, Herpotrichiellaceae. Gene Ontology annotation, biological process: retrograde vesicle-mediated transport, Golgi to endoplasmic reticulum; Golgi vesicle budding; Golgi to plasma membrane protein transport. Gene Ontology annotation, molecular function: phosphatidylinositol-4-phosphate binding. The coding region runs from base 305 to 1363 and encodes 352 amino acids. The record is from RefSeq and is a predicted model, not a curated record. The transcript is spliced from 4 exons.
GGCUACUGUAUCCAUACCGUCGAGAACGAGGAGCACCGAAGGCACGGUAUCCUUUCUCAGCAUCUGCUUUCGCAAACAAUCUACUUUUCAUUUUCAGAUUAUUCUCAGUCACUCCUUUCCUUGAACACCCGACCCCUUCUGCGUGGAUUCGCCCGUCUACCCCCUCCCACCAAAACUUUCCCGAAGCGAAUCCCGCCCUCGUAGAAGAGCUGAGCACGAGACAUUCGAUCGAGUCCCUCGCGAUCCUCCAACCUCCGAAGCCUCUUCUACAACCACGGUCCCGUGAGCCAUCGACGACAGUUUGAUGGCCUCCCAAGGAGGCCUCACGCGGAGGCGAGGCGCAGGAGGAGUCACCUCGCCGAACGGAGACGAAGAGUCGUCGAGCCGCGUGGCGUCUCCCGGUCCCAAAAACUACUCAGAUCGCACUCCUGAGACGGCAUACGAAAACAGCGAGAAUGGCCACAGAAUCGCAUACGAUCCCAGGGACAUCUCCGAGACUGCUGAACGCAGUAAACAACCCAAGUUGACACUAAUGGAGGAGAUCUUAUUGUUAGGUCUAAAAGAUAAGCAGGGCUACCUCUCAUUCUGGAAUGACAACAUAUCGUAUGCUUUGCGAGGGUGCAUAGUCAUCGAAUUGGCCUUCAGGGGUCGUGUCAGCAUGCAGAAUGAUUCGGCCCGGAGACGCUUCCCUCUGGCCGAUAGAAUAAUCGAAGUCAUCGACGAUACACUUACUGGGGAAGUUCUACUCGACGAGGCCUUGAAGAUGAUGAAGUCGAGUGAGAAGAUGAGCGUCAGCUCUUGGAUCGACCUUAUGAGCGGUGAAACUUGGAACCUCAUGAAGAUUGGCUACCAACUGAAACAAGUGCGAGAACGAUUGGCCAAGGGUCUGGUAGACAAGGGUAUCUUGCGCACGGAGAAGCGAAACUUUCUUUUAUUCGAUAUGGCUACGCAUCCUGUGGUCGACUCUGGCGCCAAAGACGAAAUUCGAAAACGCGUCCGAAGCGUCUGCUCAAGUCGCACUGUCGUCCUACCUCCGUCACAAUUCCUCCCCGCAGAGCUGGACUUUAGAAUGCUCCGAACAAUCAGUAUGGUCUGCGCAGCCUAUGCGGCCAACGUUCUCGAGAAUGCUCUGGUGACCAUGGGUCACGAAGCGAGAGAAAGAGCGUUUGCACAAGUUGACGAACUCUUGGCUGAAUACAGCCAGUGGCCGUUUGCCAAACGAGCCGGUGGUAGCCAGGGGAUCGGAGCCAAUAUAGGCCAGGUGAUCGGGGACGAAGUGGAGAAGAACAAGGACAAAGAGUUGCAACUCGAGGUGGUUGCCGCAUGUUUGAGCGUUUUUACAAGGCUGGACUCCUUGCUAUAGUAUAUGGGUCUCCGGCUAGGGACAAAUUGAUGAAGCUGGACCGAAUGAGACAAAGAGAAUCACCAGACGUCUUGAUGGACGAAAAUGCCAGGAUCCGCGAGAGAGGUGGGACAUGGAGAGGGAAACGUGGCAGCAAAACAAAUCGCCGCCGCCGCCAAAGCAGCAGCAAGUGCAGAUCUGACAUAUUUUUUUCUCUUUCUCAAGAAGCGUUUAGGGCAAAAAGGGAGAAAGAAGGGGUUUAAUGUCCAAAGCCAUCAUCUCAAAAAUCCUUUUUCAGUUUUCAGUUUCCAAAAGAGCAGGAAAACUUUUACCCUUGAUCAGGAACCGACGCAGUCUCGUACUGAUUGAUUCUCAUGGGACAAUUGAUUCGUUCCCUAAUAGCCGGGACUUUUGUUGGGGAGAAGACUGAUCAGGCACAAGCGUACAAAUGCUUUGGGGUGAACAACGGCGGGCCGCGAACGUGUACUGUCUGUACCUACUCAAGUACCAGGUAGAUAGAUACCUACCUCAGGUUAUUAUGCACUGAGAGAGAGGGAGAGAGUAUACGGAUAUGACUUCCUACAAACAACCAAAA